CUCAUUGUGAUCUAGACAUGGAGGCCAAGGUUGUAUCAAUAGCCUUUGUCUUGCUCCUCUUAACCUUCGGAAAAAAUGCUAAAGCAACAACUGCUAAUCCAGUAACAAGGAAUGAAGGGGAUGAAUCUCCAACUCCUCAUGAAGAUGACUUUGGUGUCAGUGCUUAUCCGGCAAAAUGGAGUCCAUCAACCUCGCAAAAAGAUGACUUUGGUGUCAGUGCAUAUCCGGCAAAAUGGAAUCCAUCAAUCUCACAAGAAGAUGACUUUGGUGUCAGUGCUUAUCCGGCAAAGUGGAAUCCAUCAACCUCGCGAGAAAAUGACUUUGGUGUCGGUGCUUAUCCGGCAAAAUGGAACCCAUCAACCUCGCAUAAAGAUGACUUUGAUGUCAGUGCUUAUCCGGCAAAAUGGAUUCCAUCAACCUCGGAAGAAGAUGACUUUGGUGUGAGUUCUUAUCCGGCAAAAUGGAAUCCAUCAACCUCGCAAGAAGAUGACUUUGGUGCGAGUGCUUAUCCGGCAAAAUGGAAUCCAUCAACCUCGCAAGAAGAUGACUUUGGUGCGAGUGCUUAUCCGGCAAAAUGGAAUCCAUCAACCUCGCAAGAAGGCGACUUUGGUGUCAGUGCUUAUCCGGCAAAAUGGAACCCAUCAACCUCGCAUGAAGAUGACUUUGAUGCCAGUGCUUAUCCGGCAAAAUGGAUACCAUCAACCUCGAAAGAAGAUGACUUCGGUGUGAGUGCUUAUCCAGCAAAAUGGAAUCCAUCAACCUCGCAAGAAGAUGACUUUGGUGCGAGUGCUUAUCCGGCAAAAUGGAAUCCAUCAACCUCGCAAGAAGGUGACUUUGGUGUCAGUGCUUAUCCGGCAAAAUGGAAUCCGUCAACCUCGCAUUCCCCUAUUCCCCAAGCGCAAAUGAGACACCAACAGAUAAAAGUGCAAACUGGCAUGUUGUUCCUAAAGAAGAGUCUGCAUGUUGGCACUGUACUGCCGGAAGGCACCAUGUUUACACGAGUUGGUAUGCCAAAGUCUGAUAGUUCCGCUCCAUUGGAGUCAAAGUACUUUGGAAUCAUCCUUUCACAUUUCAAGAUACCUCACAACUCCGUAAAGGCAAAGCAGGUAGCUGACACAAUUCGUUCAUGCGACAAGCCGAGUGACAAGGAGGAACCUCACAUGUGUUUCUCAUCCCGAGGAGCAAUGCAAAGGUUCUCCACUAAAGUGUUAGGAGUUCUCCGCGUACGACAAACCGUUACAAGGAUUUAUGGCCAUGAGACCCCAAGCUCCAGAUACACCGUGGUUAGGAUCACUCCAUUAAGCACUAAAAUGGUGCCAUGCCACCCUAUGGAUUUUCCAUAUGAAGUCUUUUAUUGUCAUCGGCCGAAAGAAGUGCAGUCUUUCAGGGUGCAACUCAAGGAUAAGAAAAAUGGCAUGCCACUCGUGACAACAACCGCCAUGUGCCACAUGAACACAUCUGAUUGGGACAAGCAAUACUUUGAGAUGCUGGGUGGAGUGCGUGGUGAACCUAUUUGCCACUACAUGCCCCAGAAUUACAUCAUGUUCUAUUAGUUAACAAACCAUGGCCACCCGAUUCUCAGAGUUUCUGAACUUCUACCAACCAACAAUUUAUCGUCAUGUAUGUCAAGUAAAGUUUUUAAAAUAAGAAGUACAUUGUCACAAGGGUUUGGAUUGUAACUACCCAUGUUUUGUAUUCUCUAAAAUAUAUUACAUAUAUGAGGAGCACAUCAUUGUAAUGCAAAAUUACCUUUCUCUAUUGAUAAUAAAGGUGUGCCCUUGCUGUUUAUGAAAGAA
Lolium perenne is the source of this 1796-nucleotide messenger RNA. The record is from RefSeq and is a predicted model, not a curated record. NCBI's taxonomy places the organism in Eukaryota, Viridiplantae, Streptophyta, Magnoliopsida, Poales, Poaceae.